Momordica charantia (bitter melon) is the source of this 2426-nucleotide messenger RNA. RefSeq lists its product as uncharacterized. Gene Ontology annotation, molecular function: cysteine-type peptidase activity. Gene Ontology annotation, biological process: proteolysis. NCBI's taxonomy places the organism in Eukaryota, Viridiplantae, Streptophyta, Magnoliopsida, Cucurbitales, Cucurbitaceae. The record is from RefSeq and is a predicted model, not a curated record.
CUUCUCAAAAUUUCCCCCCAAUUUUUCUUCUUCACUCCCUCUCGGCUCGGCUGCCACAGACAGCAUUCUCAGUCGAACUCUUCCGCCAAGACGGCGGUCGAUAUCCAGCGUACUCGACGAUUUACAUCGGCGAACAUCUUUUCGUCUAGAUUAUUUCAAUGAGUGAUUCGAGUAGUAGCAGUCAAGAUGAAAGGAGUGUUGUUAUUCAUACUGAGGUCAAAAAGGUCGCUCGAAGAGGCCCGACCACUAUGCAUGAGUUGACAUGCAUAAGAAACUUAGGGAAACGCAAGACAAUUGAAUAUAAUGACCAAGGUCAACCAAUUGGAGAAAAUGCAAAGAAAAUGCAAAGCUUCAUUGGCGUUUGUGUUAGACAAAAAAUUCCAGUGACUUACAACCAUUGGAAAGAAGUUCCACAAGAACUUAAAGAUAAAAUUUUUAAUUGUGUAGAGAAGUCGUUCGUGUUGGACUGGAGGUCCAAACAUCAUAUUCUUCAAUCUGCAUCGAAGAAGUUUCGAACUUUUAAGUCCACGUUAACUCGGACGUACAUACUUCCAUUCAAGGAUGAACCAAUUUGCUUGCAGAAUCCUCCUGAAAAAUAUCCACAUAUUGAUCAAGAACAAUGGAAUUCAUUUGUUAAUGCAAGACUAAGUGAAGAGUGGGAGACGCUUAGUCGUGCCCAUAAAGAAAUAAGGGCAAAAUGCUUGUAUAACCAUCACAUCUCUCGUAAAGGAUAUGCAAAUCUUGCCCAGGAAUUAGACUUAUCGAGUGACCCUUCCAAUCGUGCAAUUCUAUGGAAAGAGGCACGAAAAGGAAAAAAUAAUGAAUACUUCGAUGAUGCCACUAGAGAAUGUGCUGCUAGAAUUGAUGAGUUAGCUGCAAUACACAAGGGAGAAGAUAUUUUAACCGAAGCAUUGGGUACGUCUGAACAUAGUGGGCGUGUAAGGGGAGUGGGUGAGUUUGUUUCACCAUCCUUAUAUUUUAAUGUUGUCAAAGGAAAGUCAAAGACUCAAGAAUUGCAACCAAAUAAAUCCACAACUGAAGGAAGUAAUCCUUCAAAGAAAAAGUCGAAAGGAAAAGAGAUUGUCAACGUGCACGAAGAAAUUUAUGUCACAGAUGAACAAAAAAUGGAGGGAAAACCUUGUCACUUAGCUGUUGAAUCGGUGGACAACAUUGUUGCUGUAGGCACAAUUUUUGAUAAUAAUGUUCAAUGUCCAACCGUUCAUGGUGUGCCAUUAGGAGUCGACAAUGUUAGAGUUAUGGUAGAUAUUGUCAUAGACGAAUAUGCUACGAUACCAAUUCCUGUGAGAGGUGAGAUAGAGACUCUAAAUCAAACAAUUGGUGGCUUCGUGGCAUGGCCUCGCAGACUUGUAAUUCUGAGUGAGGAGAAAAAUAUUUCUUCUUCGAGAACAUCCCAGACAAGAACACAAUUGUCUAAACAUACAGAUGUCCAUGUUUCUAUUAAGCUCCUGAAUCGAUAUGUCAUGCUCUCAAUGCAACAUGAGGAUACAGUUGAAAUCAAUUUGAGCAAGGACAUAUUUGGAAAGGAGAAGAACAUUUAUUUAACACGUAACGACAUCAUGCAGUAUUGCACAAUGAUUGAAAUAGGUUAUUCGUGUAUACUCACAUACAUUGCGUAUCUUUGGGAUGUAUAUGAGUAUGAGAUAACUAAGAAAUUUUUGAUAGUUGACCCAGCAACCAUUUCACCAUAUGUGAAGUCUCAAGAAUAUCGUUUUAGAAAUCUAGCCAACAGGUUAGAAAUGGUCAACUUGGAACAAUUAGUACUCAUUCCGUAUAAGUCUGGUUGUCAUUGGAUGUUGAUUAUUAUCAAUCUUCGAGAGAAUUGUGUUUAUGUAUUGGACUCUUUACGCAGAAAGAUUCAAGAAGAUUAUCAAAGAGUCAUAAAUACAUCAUUGAAAAUUUGGCAAGCUAAACACUCUAUCCAACGAUAUCGCACUAAUACAAUUUGGAAAUCUAUAAAGUGUCCUUGUCAGAUGGGUUCGGUAGAGUGUGGCUACUAUGUGCAGAAGUAUAUACGAGAAAUAGUGCAAAACGCUAGUACCCACAUAAGUAAUAUUUUUAACACAAAAAAUGCAUAUCAACAGGAAGAAAUUGAUGAGGUUCGAAUAGAAUGGGCAGAUUUUGUUGGAGGAUUAGUGUAGGUUUAUUAUAGAUCUGUUAAUUUUGUUUGUUUGAUAUAAAUACUUGGUUUACUUUUUGUGAGUAGAAUGGAAGUAUUUUUUUUUAUAAAUAUAUAGAAGUGUUACCUGUACAUAUAUAUAGAAGUGUUGGAUGCUGCUUAAUGUAGUUUGUGGAGGGAUGGCGGUCUCCAUUGGAACAUGUUCAGUUUAGCUUAUGGAGAGUUGAGUAGUCUCAUUAUUUGUUGUGUAUGCAUGUAUAAAGAAGGUUGAGAAGGUUGUUGUUUAUAA